Monascus purpureus is the source of this 1697-nucleotide messenger RNA. Lineage: Eukaryota; Fungi; Ascomycota; Eurotiomycetes; Eurotiales; Aspergillaceae. The record is from the annotation of a GenBank genome assembly.
AUGUCUCCCAUCCCGGCUGCUCAGACUCCCUCGCGCCUACGACCACCACUCGGCGACCAUACUCUGAUCUUGAAUCGUGCGGUGCAUGUCAACGCUCAUAUUGUGUCCAAGUCACUUGUCCAUAAUAUGCGAACGCGCAACCUUCUCAGUUCUCUGCGAGCUCGGCUUUCAAGCCUCCGGAUGGUGGAAACCCAACCGACGAGAGGUAUUACUACGAAAUCCGUCCAUCCGGAUAACCAUCACAACGAUGAGCUGUUCUGGUACACAUCUGGAAGAUGGAUUUACAAUGAACAUCUACGCUUGUCGGAGCGCCAAUUAGAGUUCAAUGUCUCUGCGCUGAAAAGCAUUAUUGCUAGUUCAUCUGGCCGAGCAACAUCAGACAUUGUUGACUUUUCUAAAUUAUCAGAAGGUGGCUUUAACCGUGUGUUCCAGGCACGUUUCAAGGACGGCCAAUGUGUCAUCGCGAGAUUACCCUAUCCGUCCACAACACCUGAGCAUUAUGCUGUGGCCAGCGAAGUGGCAACGCUGGAUUAUCUGCAGUUACAUGGGAUUUGUACACCCAAAGUGUAUGCAUGGUGCUCGACGAAAACAAAUCCGGUCGGCUCUGAGUACAUUGUCAUGGAAAAGCUGGGCGGCACCCCUCUUGGUGACAUAUGGUACUCGAUGACACCAAGAGAACAACACAGCAUGAUGAAGAAGAUUGUCCAUUGGGAGGCACAGCUGAUGUCAUUGAGUUUUCCUGCAUAUGGGAGUAUUUACUAUUGCAAGGACCUUACGUCAGAGAAGAAGAUUUCUUUACCAGGGCAGAAAGACUUUGAGUUCUGUAUAGGGCCAAUUUCGCAUUACAGUUGGUGGCAUGAUGGAAGGAAUAUGUUGAAUGUUGACCGGGGUCCGUGGCUGUCACCUACUGAGAUAUUUCAAGCUGUUGGUGAGCGGGAGUUGUUUUGGACGAAAUUUUACACGAAACCUCGCCUGCCAUAUGAACGUCUCUACAGGGAAAUCUAUAAAUUUCGCAAAGUCUCGCCUGAUACUCACAUCCAAAAUCUUUUGGAUUAUCUGAAGUUAGCACCUUUUCUUGGAUUUAGUGCUGGAACAGCGCUUCAUCGACCAGUAAUGCGACACCCAGAUUUCCAGCCAAACAAUAUUCUUGUGUCAGAGUCAAAUGAAAUUGUUGGCUUUAUUGAUUGGCAACAUUCUUCCAUUCUCCCUCUAGGUCUUGCAGCUGGGAUACCGCAAUAUUUCCAGAAUUAUGGUGAUCCUCAUUCGGAAGAGCUUAGAGAGCCCCAGUGAGAGCUUCCAUCAAACUUUGACUCUUUAAGUCCUUCUGAACAAGCAUCAGUACGUGAGACUCAGCAAAAGAGAUUGGUUCAUUUUCUCUAUGCCGCUUUUACUAGACGGCUGAAUGAAGUGCAUUAUGAUGCGAUAUUUGACAACUCUGUGACAGCUUCAAAUUUCGGGGGGUGUAUAUCCUGACAUAGUGCUUCAGCCUCGUUCAUGCCUUAUCUGGGCUUAUUUUCCUUUUAUUUGGGCUCUAAUUUGCUAUAUCUUGCCCUGCUUGUUUUCCUACUCACUUAUCUCCUAUUAUGGUAACUGCUUUUGCUUCAAUUCUGUAUAUAGCUCGUACAAGGGUACGAUCUAGGGGGGUGUGUUGACUUAGCAGUUACAUGACCUCCAUUAGCUAGUCAGGGACGACUCCG